AAACGGAUUCAAAUUGUACGAAAGAAAGAUUGAUUAAUCUUGUAGAAAUCACCUGUCCCGGUCUUUUGGAUUACCAGAAUAUAAGAGGGGCUUCAAUGUGUCAGUAUAAUUUAGAAUUUCAUGAUACCAAUGCCCUGUUAGUGUGGGAGGACACACUACGAGAGAUGGACAAUGUACACUAUCAG
Molecule: messenger RNA, 185 nt
Organism: Acaulospora morrowiae
Lineage: Eukaryota; Fungi; Glomeromycota; Glomeromycetes; Diversisporales; Acaulosporaceae
Source: the annotation of a GenBank genome assembly